AACUAACUAUCGGCGGCACUUCAAAAUAGGUUAAAUUUCUUUUAAUUUGAAGUAUAAUGCCUUUAUUUUAUAAUCUUUAGUGGCUCCACAAAUAAUUGUUGUGAGUGCGUACAAUUUUCCUACAGACACUGAUUAUCUUUUCUUGAUUUCAAUACUCCUCCUUCCUCGUGUGGAUGAAGGAGAGAAAAGGUCAAAAAGCAAGAAGCUGUUUCCAAGUUCCAAGUCACUUUCAUGCAUCUCAUAGAUCUUGAAUUGAAACUGUAAUCCAUUCAACAAGGAAACUUUUCAAGAUUUUGAGAUUUGGGUGUCCUGUUAAGUACAACUGUACAAAGGAAGAGGAGAUGAAGAUUACCAUCAAUGGAUCAACCAUGGUACGCCCAGCUCGAGACACGCCAAAUCGACGCCUGUGGAACUCGAAUUUGGACCUGGUAAUAUCCAGGUAUCAUGUUGCCUUGGUGUACUUCUUCUACAAAUCCGAUGGUUCUUCCAAUUUCUUUGACACCCAAUUGCUUAAGGAGUCUCUGAGUAACCUUCUCGUCCCGUUCUAUCCCAUGGCUGGGAGAUUGGGAUAUGAUGAAAAUGGAAGACUCGAGAUAGUCUGCAACGCUGAGGGAGUAUUAUUCAUAGAGGCUGAAACUGCUGCUCCCAUAGAUGACUUGGGCGAUUUUGCACCGAGUUCGAAACUUCGGCAGCUGGUUCCAACAGUCGACUUCUCUGGAAAUAUCUCUUCUUUUCCACUCGUUUUGUUACAGGUGACAAGCUUCAAACAUGGAGGGGUUAGUCUUGGUGCUGCAUUUCAACAUACUUUGGUGGAUGGGUCAUCAGUCUGUUAUUUCAUGAACAGUUGGUCUAACACAACCCGAGGCUUAUCCAUUACUGUUACCCCAUCCAUUGACCGCACCCUUCUCCGAGCCCGGGUGCCAUCAGCUCCUGCAUUUCACCAUGUCGAAUACGAUCAAUCUCCUCCCUUGAACACAUCUAUUUCAGCUCUGAAUUCUCAAGUUGGUCCUAAACCUUCAUCUACUUCUAUUUUCAAAAUCACUGCCGAUCAGCUGAAAACCUUAAAAUCCAAGGCAACCAUGAAUGGCAACACGACAAAAACAAAUCGUACCACAUACGAUAUCCUGACUGCACACGUAUGGCGUUGCGUGUGCAAAGCUAGGGGCCUCUCGGAUGAUCAAGCAACCAAGUUGUACAUUCCAAUCGAUGGACGGUCCAAACUACAUCCACCUCUCCCACCAGGCUACCUUGGCAACGUGAUCUUCAUAGCUGCAACGACUGCUCUAUCAGGUGACCUCCAAUCCGAACCAUUUGCGGAUACAAUACAAAGAAUCAACAGAAUGGUAAAACGGAUGGACGACAAGUAUAUGAGAUCAGCUCUUGACUACAUAGAAAGUGUACCUGAUAUGAAAACUCUUAUGCGAGGAGCACAUACUUUUCAGUCCCCGAACCUUUCUAUCAAUAGCUGGAUGCGGCUUCCGUUAUAUGCUGCAGAUUUCGGAUGGGGUCGCCCCAUGCACGUGGGGUUGGCAAAUGUAAUCCACGAAGGAAAGAUAUGUAUAGUACCAAGCCCGGUUGAUGAUGGGAGCUUGUCGUUGGUGGUAUGCUUGGAGACAUCCCAUAUGAAACAGUUUGAGAAGUGUCUUUAUGAUUUCUUACUGCCAUUUGCAAAACUAAAUGCUCGUUAUUAAUUUGUUUUCCCUAGUAUACUGUAACUUUGAGAAGCUCCUUUAUAUGAUUUCUGUAUUUCUGUUAAAUCCAUGCUUCUGCAAUAGAGAUUUCCUUUCACUGAU
This is a messenger RNA of Theobroma cacao (cacao), 1793 nucleotides long. Its product is annotated as hydroxycinnamoyl CoA quinate transferase-like. Lineage: Eukaryota; Viridiplantae; Streptophyta; Magnoliopsida; Malvales; Malvaceae. Gene Ontology annotation, molecular function: acyltransferase activity, transferring groups other than amino-acyl groups. The record is from RefSeq and is a predicted model, not a curated record.